This is a messenger RNA of Mucor velutinosus, 1878 nucleotides long. RefSeq lists its product as uncharacterized. The transcript is spliced from 12 exons. The record is from RefSeq and is a predicted model, not a curated record. Bases 1 to 1878 code for a protein of 625 amino acids. Lineage: Eukaryota; Fungi; Mucoromycota; Mucoromycetes; Mucorales; Mucoraceae.
AUGGAUGGAAAUUUUCAACAAAACAGAUAUAGAUCUAGACAGAUUGAUAUUGUUGAUAAUGGCAAUCCAAACAUCUUUCUUACUUCUGAGGCUGAGAAAGCAAAGUUUGGUGACAAAGCAGAUGUCGACAAAUAUGAUCGAGCAGAGGCUGCUGCGACCGAGGAUUGCCUUCUGGAAAAUUUAGAUAGCGAGUUUCAAGCUCUCAGUAAUAACCGCAGAACUACCAGCAACCGCUUUGAUGAAAAUGGUGUCUUCAGUAUAAAUUGUGCUCGUCAUGGAAUUGUUGAAAGACUAUUUGAUAUUUUUGAGGGAGAAGGGAGAAAGUAUGCUUUGGCUGGUGUAGAACAUGUCAUUAAAAACUUGGAAGAAGAUCAGAAGCUUCUGAUUAUGUAUGAUGUAGCAUGCGCAUGUAGAGAAACUUUCAACAAAGCUUUCCCAGAGCUUCAAAGCGAGCGUGAUGUGUGGUAUGCGAUGAGUAUUUUUCAUGCGUACGCACUUAGUGCUGCUUGCCAAGCCAAAAACAACCCCAGGUAUGUGGAUCAUGCACUAGGGUUAACAGAUGGAGAAGGAGCAGAGAGAUUUUGGUCGUUUGCCAACCAUUUCGUCGCGCAAAUCAGGUCGAUGACCAAAGCUAGCCGUAGGGCCAUGAUUAUUGAAUUGGCUGAGGCAUAUUGCGAUGAGAAGAUGAUAGAAUUGCCAAAUUUGUUCGUGAAAAACUACGACAAAGCAAUGGACACUAUCAGACAACUCAACAUGACCAAGAGUGCCUACAGCAGUUUCAAAGUACAGUGGAAUAGCCACAGAACUGCGCUCGCUGUGCCCUUUUCCAACGUGAGGAACCUUCAAAGGCUACAUGAAAGGGCUGAAGGAAACAUCUUGCUUAUGAACGAUAUUAAGCAUGAGUAUGCAGUGACAGCUGGUCAACUCAUUUUCCUCAACUCAAGAGAUUCGCCUAUUACAAGUGGCUAUAUAACUGGCUUGAAGCGUCAACUGGAAGCAAAACUCAAUGAACUCGAGCGACUAUUUCCUCAGUUAAUUGUCCAUGGAGGAAGGCCGACAACCUUUGGUCACAUUACAAUGCAGCAAUACUUUGAUGCAAUCAAAGAUGAAUGCCACAACAUAUUAGUUAAAGUCUUAAGACAACUAAUCUUUUCCAUUUUCAUGAACGAUAAUGAGCUUCGUAGGCCCAAUUCGACUGGAACUGAUAAAGCUGCUAGGCUGCUAGUAUCCAUUGCCUCCUCUACAAAGAAGGCUGGACUAGUAGUAGAUAGCAUUAACAAUUUUGUCGAUAGAAACUUUGGAGUAAAAAAAGUGCCCAGUGUCGCAAUUGAGCUGCAAAGGCUCAGAAACAAUGAAGAUGCUGAUUUCUUGAGGCUGUCUCAAGGAAUGAAAGACUGGCAUACCCUUAGAAAGUGUGUCGAGGAAACAUCAAUUCUUGUUGAAGAGGCACAGAGAUACGAGCAGAACUUACUCGCUCGUAUUGAUGGCAUCUAUGAAGCUGCUCGCCAGAACCACUUGAUCAAGAUAGAUUAUCUCAAGUGGGUAUGGCUGUAUAAAAAAAACAAACGCCACUUGAUGGAAAUCUUGAAAAAGAAUCCACCAAGGUACAACCCCGAGGCAGGAGAUGAUGAUUUGGUAGUCGUUUGCUUUGCUGACAGAAGUGAUGUCAACCUGUUCUCGCCAAGACCACUUGCUGAUGACAGCGCAGAUGAAGAAGGCAUUGUUAGCAGUGAUAAUGGUAGAGACGAUGAAGUCGAUGAUGAUGAUGAAGAGAGCGAUGGUGGCGAUGAUAAUCGUGGUUAUGGUGAUAGUCAAACAAGUAUGGCUGACAGCAUAGCGUCUACACUAGCCUCAGUUAUGCUCGAGCAGUCUAUUUAG